CUCUCCCCACGAUGUCCCAUGGAUUAACGAAUUGUCCCCGUUACGUCCAGCUCUAACCGUGAAUCGACGCGAAGCGAAACGUUGACACAGCGUUUAAUACAAUCAAACGUUCGAUUUGUAACGGUACGGUACGCGUAUAGCUAGCUUUUCGAUAUCGGUCUAAAAAGCUACUCGAAAAACGCUCGCGCCUAUAGAUCGUCCCGAUUACGUUGAGUAUACGUUUAUACGUUUAUACGUACCCUAUUUGAAAAUGUACGGCGUGAUAACGUAAACGCGGCUGGCUAUAAAAAUGUUUUUGAUGCGAAAUGUUGUUAAGAAUUGAAUUUGGGAGAAUUUGAGUUCUAAUAAUAUCGAAAAUCAUUGCCGAUGAAAAGAAAAUAAAAAUCGCUCUACAUGGCAAGAAAAAAAGUGUUAAUAUUUCCAUAAUUAGAAAAAUCAAUGCAAAAAAUAUAUAAGAAAUAUAUAAAAAUAAAUAUAAAAUAAAAGUUAAAAAAAUUGCAAAUAAAUGCAAUUAGUGCAAAAGAAAAAUAAAAAAAGUUCUGAAUAAAAUCGCCAACAGAGAAAUUAGAAAAAAAAUCGAUCUCUAACGAUUUAAUGCCAAAGCCGCUGUAUCGCUGAUAUUCACAACAACACAAAUAUAAAGGAUACACCCCGCCCCCUCCCCCAUUGCAAGAAAAAAGGAUAACCAUUUUAUUUCAGCUGAAUGGGUUUGGAGUGCGCCCAUUUAAAAAAUAAUUCGCCUCCAUGAAGUUUCACAAACGAAAAUGGUACGAGAGACCAACAACGUCUGUUUUGGACAAAUAGCCCAAGAAACGCAAGUUGUUGUGCGCGAGGAUAACAAGCGAGAUCAUUUGAAACGGUCUACUGAAGACGUAUCACCACCGAACUUUUCAGAACGGAACAGUGGCUAUUAUGAACGUAACUCCCGUUUAGUUGCUGACACCGAUUCCUAUUUAAGACGUUCCAAUAGCAAUAAUACAAUUAGUAAUUAUCAAAGCAGUAGUAAUUCAACAUCCAAUUUAGACAACAGCAGAAGCCGAACAAGAGACAGAGUAUACAGAAAUGGUCCUUAUGCUACAAGUGGUGGUUUGUCAUCAUCCAGUUCGUCUGCAGCAACGACUAUAUUGAGUGAACGAAAAUUUUUAAUUAAGCUCAAGUGGUGGCGCUGCAAGCAAACACAACAUAACAAUCGUGUUCCGCCUGCGUCAUGGUACGAAGCUGCUGCGACGUAUACAAACGGUCCUGGUGGCAGUGGCAAUGCCGACGUCUCAGCAGCAAAUAUCAACAACCAUUAUCAAACUGCCGCCUCAACAGAUACGCAAGCAGCAACAGCAACACAAGUGUCUACAGCAAAUUCCUCUACAAACAAUCCCACUGCAUACAACGCAUAUUCAUACGUUUCUUCACCUGCCCACAAGAACAACAGCAAUUCAAGUUUAUCGUCAACAGCGACGACAGCAUCGUCGUCGUCGACAACUGCAGCCUUCAAUACACCACGAAACAAUUCAGCGUCGUACGGCAACGCAUCAAGUGCUGCAGGACACAGUGGUGGCUACUAUCAUCAUCAACAGAGAGACAACGACUCCGGCACAGACGGAAAUCCGUUGUUAAAUAAAAAUAAACAUAAACUUUUAAAGUCCUGCUCCUCAUCAUCACGCAGUGGUUCAGCGUCACCAACAUCAUCAGCGGCAACGGCAGGAGUGGUGGCAUCAUCAACAAUGACUUCAUCCUCGACAUCUGCCGCUUCCGCCGCUAAUACCACCUCAAAUUCUUCGUCGUCAUCAUCAUCAACAGCAGCAGCAUCGGCCAACAACAAUAACAACAACCAAACGGCAAAUAAUAGUAGUUGUAGUAGCAUUAGUAGUACAAUCAAUAGUAGUAAUACAAAUAAUCAUAAUAAUAGUUUACUAACGUCGUCGUCGUCAUCAUCGUCGACUGCAGCAGCAAAUGCAGGAGACAGUAGUAGAAACGUUAGCGGGAUUCUAAAUGCCGCUGCGUUGGCGGCAGCCGCCUCUAAUGGCAGUUCAUCAACAGAUGGCCACCACAAUCACAAAGGUAGCAGUAGUAGCAGCAGCAAUAAUGUACAUUCAAGUUCUACAUCGUCGAAUGCCAACUCCUCCUCCACUUCCAACAAUCCUUCAACAUCCGCCUCGCAUCACACAUCUCGUGCAGCGGUCCAUGCGCAUCUGCACGGGCGCAGUACCACAUCGUCAAGUCGUUCGCAUUCCCGAUCGCCGAGUAGCUACAGUUCUUCACAUAGUUCUUCCUCGUCGUCCUCAUCAACUGCCUCGUCACACUCUCAUGCCUCAAGUCCGGUGGGUGGUCGAGAUGUCGAGACAAGUACGUCUACAGCUCCGGCGGGGCGAGGAGGGUCACGAAGCCUUCAAUCUGCCGUGGCGGUGCCGGGAACAUCGUCGGCUUUGAAUCCCAGUGGCUCAAAUGCCUGCAGCAGUAGUAGCAGCAGUUCGAGUUCUACUGGUUCGGGAACGCCAUCUACAAAUCCCGUUGUACAUUCCGAAGACAAUCGGCCAUUGGCGAUACGUGUGCGAAACUUGCCGGCUCGCUCUUCAGACACAUCACUAAAGGACGGUCUUUUCCAUGAGUACAAAAAGCAUGGCAAAGUUACAUGGGUAAAGGUGGUGGGGCAAAAUGCUGAACGCUAUGCUCUAGUUUGUUUUAAGAAACCUGAAGAUGUGGAAAAGGCUCUUGAGGUUUCUCAUGACAAGUUUUUUGGAUGUAAGAUCGAGGUAGAACCGUAUCAGGGUUACGAUGUGGAGGAUAACGAAUUUCGUCCCUACGAAGCUGAAUUGGACGAGUACCAUCCAAAAUCUACACGUACCCUAUUCAUUGGCAAUCUGGAAAAGGAAAUUACCGCCAGUGAACUGAGGCUGCACUUUGAGUGCUUCGGCGAAAUCAUAGAAAUCGACAUUAAAAAGCAAGGCAUGUCCGCCUAUGCAUUCUGUCAGUAUUCCGAUAUUGUAUCUGUGGUCAAAGCCAUGCGCAAAAUGGAUGGCGAACAUUUGGGUAACAAUCGCAUAAAGUUGGGCUUUGGCAAAUCAAUGCCUACAAAUUGUGUUUGGAUCGAUGGUAUUGGCGAGAAAAUCUCUGAGUCGCAUUUGCAAUCUCAAUUUUCGAGAUAUGGUGCGGUCAGUAAGGUGGUGAUAGACCGGCAAAGGCAACUGGCUUUGGUGUUAUACGAGCAAAUACAAUAUGCACAGACAGCAGUAAAAGAGAUGAGAGGAGCAACACUGCGAGGCCGAAAGUUGCAGGUGGACUUUGCUUCCAGAGAAUGUCAGGAUGCAUUUUAUGAAAAAUUGGAAAAGCAAGCUGCAGGAUCUCGUUUUAGCCGUUACGAAUCACAGUCGCGUUCCCGCGCUUCAUCAUUCAGCCGACAUCAGAAUUCGAAUGAUGGCUGUUCCCCCAGCAAUACGCCUGGCAGUAGCAGCAGUAGUAGUGCUGGCAUACCACCCUCAGCGCCUACACUGUCAUCAGCAAUUGUUGCCGGUUCGUCCAUCAAUUCCAAUCCAAGUGGUACCACCUUACCAUCUGUUGUGGGACAAACAUCAGGUAACACCACCCCAGCUCGUAGUCGGGGAUCUCGCAGUUCCCGUCACACAAUGGACUACGAUUAUAUCGAUACCCGAAGAUUUCGAUCAUAUGACGAAUAUAGUCAGGGAUCAGGAGCUUCGCACGACGAAGAUGCAAUCAUGUCAAAUCACCCGACAUCAUCAUCCAAUGCGAACUCUUACAGUGGGAUCGGUUUAAGGUCUGAUUCACCAUUGUUAUCACGGCUGGGUCCUAUUGUAAACAACAGUAGUGGUAAAGAGUCCAAUAGUGAUAUGUUGGAGAUGGCUUUAAGUCGUCGACGUUGUGAUAAAAGUCCUGCAAAACAAAAAGGUGAUGUACGAUUGUUUCAAAAAGAACGUGCAGUUUUGUUGGAACAGCUCGAAGAGUACCCGUCCAGUGGAGAUGAAAGCAUAGUAAGCCCGCGCAAGCGUAUAAAAAUUGAUCAUCAUUCCAUUAAUUCCAGCAGUGGAUUGUCACAGUCUCAUUCGUUGGAAGAACAAACACAACAACAAAACAAAAACUCAAACUGUGAUUAUCUUCUAAAUGAUUCGUUGCAUCGCAAGGGUGAAGUAAGAAGACUAUCGGAAUGCAGUAACAGUCUCAACAAAUACCAACACAAGCAACAUCACCACCACUCGCAUCAUUCAAUAAAUCCUCAUCACCACCAUCAUCAACAGCAACAUCAGUUGAGUCGCCGACCGUCCAUUGAUUAUAUGGCGACCGGAGGUGGUGGUGGAGGUGUGGGUGCAAGUUCCAGCAUAGGAGGUGGCAGUGGCAAUUUAUCCACACGACAUGGCAGUACAAGCAGUUCAAAUAGUGACCAUCACCCGCCACCACAUCAGUCAUCGUCAUCAUCAUCUUCGCUGGCAUGUAAAAGAAGACGGGUGAUUGGAAGUAGUGGAAGCAGUAGUGCUCUGAGUACAAAUGCCGCAUUAAUUUCAUCGGGCUCCUCCAGUGGUAACGCAAACUUGGCGUCGUCGUCGUUCGGCAGUGGUGAUUUCCAUCAUCAUGCCUCUCGAGGUCGUGGUCAUCAAUUACAUUCCCAUCACUCACACGAGGCUAGCGGCGGUGAAAGUGCUGAUGGUUCACGACCUGGUACACCGUUGUGCGACGAAAGGCCAGAAGUUUUACCUAGUGAACCGCGUAGAGUACCACGUGAACGACCACGAGAGCCGAUGGUACUGCCAUUGCCCAAAUUUGGCAUUCUGUUCUUUCAACAAUAUCGUAGCAACAAUGGCUCGUCUUCGAAUAUGGGUGCGACGACAUCCUAUCAUCAUCAUCACAGCAGCAGUGGUUUUGCAAGUUCUUCAACUGCUUCUGCUGCAGUUGGUAGCACCAACUCCGUUAGUUCGCACAUGCUUAAUCAUUCUAGUCAUAGUUCUAUAACAUCGGCGACAUCCUCAGCAACAACCACAACAACGCCUGGAUUACAGACAACAUCAUCAUCAUCAGGUGGCGGAUGUUAUUUGCCCAGUCCAUCGUCACGAUAUCAGCCCUGGCGGCCACAUCCUCAUCAUCACCAUCAUCACGGUAGCGGUGGGCAUCAUGGUGGUGGCGCUACCUCGUCGUCAUCAUCAAUGGUUAGUCCGAUGAGAUCACGUUCUCUCAGCUCGAAUUCCAGUGAUUCUGAUGUAACUGGCCAAGCAAGCGGUAGCCCUUCAUUGGAAGAACGUAUACGUACUUUGGACGAGAUGUACGAGCGUUGGUCGGGCGGCGGUAGUUCAACCACUGCUGCAGCGUCAAAUGUGGCCAAACGCCACGAUUUCAGUAAUACACCACCGACCUGGCAACAUCAUCGUUCUUCUUCACAAACCGACCUGCAUCAUUCGGCAACCACAGCGGCAACGUCGGCCGUCACAUCAUCAUCUACGGGUGAUGUACGGCAGAGCAGUGGAACGCCUUCAACACCCGCCAGUCGUCACAAAUUCCUCGAUAUUGAUGUCAAGGAGAUACAACCGUCGGAGAUUGUCAAAUCGGUUUUGGCGAAAAAAUCGAUUGAUGAUGAUCUGCAGCGUUUAAAGAAAAAUCACUGGUAUGAACCAUCGACUGAUUCUUCUCAAAUGGCGAAGAAUGCCGUAGGUGUUUGUACUUCGCCGGGACUGCCAAAUUUACAGGCCACAAAGACGCCGGUAGUUGGAAACACGUUGCCCAUGGCAUCGGCGGGGAAUGCCACGAACAAAACAUCUGGUGCCCUAUUACAGCGUUUAACUAGCCUGUCGCCCAUGAUCCCUCAGGCGUCGAUGUCACCGUACAACAGUCCAUCCAUGUCUCCAUCUGUUAAUAGUUCAUCCACUCUGUCCAGUCUACAGACAGGAGCAAAAACGACAGCGACAUGUAGCAGUGGGAAUACAAUGGCUUCGCCUUCUCCUGUUUCCUCUGGUUGUGCAACGGGAACUGGUACUCCACCAGCUCCAACAACGGCGUCGAGCGGCAGCAAAUGUUUGCAAUAUCCAUUCCCAACACAUCCACCAUUGCCAAACACUGCAGCCCCUUCGCCAAACAAUCAACCCUCCCCUGCCUCCUAUGGAAGUCCAUCAACCCCUCAACCGCCGCCACGCCCGCAACACACGGUGAAUGUUACUUCAAAGCCAAAGACAUCAACUCUAUCGAAAAGCUUGAGUGUACCAACAGCCGUUGGAACCCGCACCGACAUCAGCUCCCUCGGAUCGCCUCGUACCCUCACAAAAUCAGUAUCAGUUCCUGGCAGUACAAAUGUGGGAACCAUAAAAACAACAGCAGCUACAGUUUCUGUAGAACAAAAGCAGCAGCUGAAAAUGCAAACCGGUAACAGUUCCUCCACUGAAACGACAACAACAACAGCAAGUAAUCCCACUUCAGUUUCCACAAUAUCCGAAACUGCAGGUGGUGGUAGUAAGCGUAGUGACAGCAAUAAAUCGCACAAAGGAACGCCAAGAAAAACGCGAAAAAGAAUUGAGAAAGCAACAAGAAAGGUAAGAGCGGAACGAGAAGAACGCGAAAGGGAAGAGCGAGAAAGACUUGAAAAGGAACGCCUUGAAAGAGAGCGAUUGGAAAAAGAACGUUUGGAGCAGGAAGAACAGGAGCGUGCGCAACGAGAAAAGGAACGUUUACGCAAAGAGGAGGAAAGGCGCGCGAAGAACGUGAACGGAAAGAGCGCGAAGAGAACGAGCGCAAACUAAAAAAGAACAACAGCACAAAGAGAGCGCGAGAAAAAAGAACGCGAAGAAAGGGAACGCAAAGAGCGUGAGGAACGCGAACGAAAGGAGCGAGAAGAGCUGGAGCGAGGAACGCGAAGAAAAACGAAAGACGUAAACGCAAGAGCAAGAAGAGAGACUGCGAAAAGAAAGAAAGAGCGUGAAGAAAGUGAGCUGCGUGAAAAAGAGAGGCUUGAAAGACAGCGUUCACGAGAGGAAAAAGAACGUGAACGUAAACUGCACGAAGAAAUCGCUAAUGAAAAGCGCGAACUUCACAGCUCCAAGGAAAAUCAUCGCAGAAAAGAAAACCCGUCUUUUUCUUCAACAGGAACAGCAAACAAGGGCGGCAAUGCUAGUAAUGAUCUAUCCUCCAGCGGUGGUACAACUUCCAAUCAAACUGGGGAUCACAUUCGACAUGGUGAAUCAGAGAAGCCUAAAGAGAGUUCCACAACUGGUGAAUUUGCUGCUACUACGGCUGAAUCUGCCUCGGGAGCUAGCAGUGGAAAACAUAAUCGCAAAACAUCACGAAAUACAUCGCCAGUGCGGCACCCGAAACGUAGACUUAGCAGCCAGGAUAGCAAUGCCAGCAACAGUGGUGGUAACGCCGAAUCUGCCGAAGCCCAUGCAGAAGACGCCAAGCGCAUGCGUAUUGAUACACACUCGACUCCUUCGUCCCAUGUUGCUAAUAAUCACGCAAGUAAUGCCGUGUUGAACGAGAAGCGGGAAUCAAAGGAACAACAACACCACAGCAAAGAUAGAAAUAACAAACAGUCGUUUGUCAUCGUCAUCAUCAUCGAGCCACCGAAUCAAUUUGGCUACUUCCUCGGAAAGGAACACACUGCAAAACAUCAUCGCAACAAACAUCAUCAUCAAAAACAGCAACAACACAAUCGUCAUCACAAACUGAGCAACAAAGAUGAAGAAACAAGUCACCAUCAACACAGUUCUACAAAUAAACCAGUUUCUGGGAGUGGCGGUGGUGGUGGUCACAAACACAAAGAGCAUGGUAGUGGUGGAAGCCACCACAGUCGCCACAAAAGUGAUGCCACACCAGCUGCAACAAAUGAGGCACCCACAGCAUCCACCGGCCAAUUUCCAGUGUCAGCCAAUAUUAGCAAUGUGGCGGCAACAGAUGACGAACACAUCUCUUCAUCAGUUGAAUCGGUCGCGCCAAAACGAACAUCGUCGAAUAACAGUGGAAAUUCAAUGGAAACUCAAACAAAACCAUCUCACAAAAGUGAACAUAGAAGUGGCGAGAAAAUGGAAGACAUUUUCGGUCCCAUAUCCGACGACGAGGAAGAAGAAAUGACGGACAGUGACAUGGCGCGCCUUGAAUCCCUACAACAAGAACCCCUGACACCGAAAUCACAUACCGUGGAAGAAAACGAGGAGAACAAGCAAAAAUGUCCCUCAUUAAGCGGUCCGCCAUCUCACAUCGAAAGAUCUGUUGAACGACAGCAUCGCAAAGAGAAGAGAGAGAAGAAGCGUAAGGAUCGCGAGAAAUCACGGGGCUCUGGUCUGGAUCAGAGUAUGACGGUGGUUGCAGCCGCAGCACAAUUUAUGCCAUCACCUGCAGCAGUUAGUAGCACAACAACUCCCGCCAAACCUUUGGAGGAUGAAAAUAGCGUUGAUUUAGAUGCAGCAGGACGUGCUCUCGAAGCCCAACUUAUGGAAGAUUCGGAUAAUAAAGCUACCGAGGAUGCAACUCCUUCAACGGCUACAACUUAUCGCAGUGAUAUGACCGAUGUGUUUCGUUUCUCUGAUGGAGACGAAAACUCAUUGGAGGUAACGGGAAGUUCAGCUCCAACCGGUAAACAUGAGAAUCGAGAUGUGAGCAGCGGCAUGGCGGAGAAGGAACAUGCUACGAACAUCAGCUUGAACAGUGGCAUGAAAACCAAGAAGAAAAAGAAGAAACGUUCCAAAGAAGAGAAACAGCUACAUCAUCAACAAAGAAGAGAAUCUUCAUCUUCGAAUGCAUCUCAACAUGCCACGAAUGCAUCCCAAUCCGCAAGCACCGCAAAAUUAACCAUAGAUAUUGCAGCAGCCAAUAAAAAUGCCCAGAAAUUGGCAAACGAGGAGCAUGGCGAACAAUCCUCCACCACCAAAACCUCGCCCCUGUGUAAACCAUCACCCAGUUUGCCGUGUCUGAUCGGUGAUGAUGAUGACGAGGAGAUUCUGCCAAGCACCACCACCCAACCACCGGUGAAGACAACACCCAACACGUCAUUGACUUGUGCAACUGCUUGCACUACACCACAUCGAUCUUCAUCAAAGGAUUUACUUUCGCUUUCUCCCCACAUGAGAGGUGAUAAACAAAUGAUUAGCCCCAUACCAAAAACUCCAACGAUAAGCAAUACUAGUGGCCUUAAUUCAAUGGAGAAUAUGAAAAAAUUACACCAACAACUCCUACCUCAUCUACAAUGGACAGCAGUACUCACAAUACUAACGCCAUCAGCACAACACCAACGUCUUCCACAGCCGGAAAUUCCGCAGCCAAUGCUGCUGCUGCUGCUGCUGCUGGUAAGAAAAACCAGACAUCUUCAUACCCGCUUUGAUGGGGAAAUCGAUGAAAAGAUAAGCGAAUCUGCAGUGCAAUCCAUAUCGGCCGAGUUUAAUCCGCCUCUAGAUCCCACGGCUGAUGAGCCAAAAAUACCUGUGGAAUCUCCGCCAGACGCCUCUAAAUUGGAAAAACUGGAAGAGUCGAAAUCACGUGUCACCAUAUCACAGGAGGAGACGGAAAGUGCCGUUUCUGCUCUGUUGGGUGAAAGCUUUGAUUCUUCGGCUGACUAUUCGUUUGACGACGAUGUACCUUUGGACGACUUAAAUAGUGUAAGUGCAGAGCCCGAGCCGGUCAUGAUGACACCGGCCGAGCCCGACGAAGAAGCAGCCCUUGCCGCCAAAGCCAUCGAGUGUGAGGUGGAAAGUAAUCCUGUCACAGAUGUGGUCGUUGAAGACAACCGAUGCCGAAGAGGUGUGCAAAGCUAUACAAGCCUGCGCCAGGAAGAGUUGGAACUCAAAUCGGCAGAUACACCACAGUCUGUACGUGAUCUUCAAAUCGACACAGAUACCGAGGAGAAUGCCGACGAGGCUGACAGCAGUGGUAGUCAUAGUUUGAAAAUCGAUGAGACGGCCCAAUCCAAUAAUAGUAGCUCGCUAUCAGAGAAGGCUCAAAACAAUACCACCUCUAUAUUGUCCGAUACCCAAGGGGAUAAUCAACAAAUGAGCGAGAGGGCAACAGAAGCCAAAACAAUGCAACAACAACAGCAAUCUUCUGUUAUAACAAAGAUGGAAUCGACUGCUGGCAAUGUGGCACAAGUUUCCGGAGAACCAAAAUUGGAACCACCAACCAUUUCGAAACAAGAUCAGCCAGCUGUGCAACCAGUGCAGUCUGUUAUACCAGCAACGACGAAUGAGACAAUCACCUCUGUUGUUGUUAGCUCGGUGGGUGCGUCUGCAUUAAUGACUUCUUCAUCUUCUACAUCAUCGAUGACAUCCGGUCCAGCGACCACAAUCUCUUGCACAUCUACACCCACAAAGACAUCCAUAACAUUUGCCCCAUCGGCGACAACAUCUUCAACACCCAAACAACAACAAGCUCUCCAAUCUCCCCAUCAGGCAACAAUCAUUAAGCCGUUGUCUUUGCCCCAGACAACCACCAUGACCCCGGCUACAAUGGCUUAUGUUAUGCAACCUCCCACCAUUAGCAUUCCCGAUCCGACACCACAUUUUGUAGUGCCGCAAAUGGUGUUGUCACCACAUUCUUCAUCAUCGUCCUUGACAUCAUCGACGGCCAUUCAUUCACCACAAUCUUCGGGAAUUCAAAUGCCGCCACAGUCACCACUUAGUACGGCUUAUAUUAUGGGCAUGCGAGCCCAAUCACCCCAUAGUCCGCGUAAUACCUCGCGUGGUAACACACCAACGCCAAGGCAGCAAAGUCCCCAUACGCCCACACCACCACCUCCAGUUACAAUUUCAAUGGCAUCACAACAAAACAUUUUAAUCCAAGGGGGUGGUUCAGUGCAUCAGCAACAAUCUCAGAUGUCUCCGAACAACUCUCAGUUGAUGGUGGGAACACAGUCGGCGGUGGCAAUGAAUAGCCCCAUGGCCAGUCCCAACUCAACACAAUCCCCACGGCAGCAACAACAACAACAACAACACCUGUUAACAUCCACAUUGCAGAAAAUGCCUCCGCACAGUUCGCCGAGCUGUGGUGCACCAGAGCAACAUAUGAUCAAGAUUAACAACUAUUCCACGCCGCCAAUGCAAACGGCGAAUGUGGUGAGCAUACGCAUACCGCCACCUCAAAAUGCCCAAAAUCCUCAACAAUGUUCACCCCACGCUGGACAGCAACAACAGGUGGCGACGGGUGGAAAGCCUGCCAUUGAACAACACCAGCAACAACAUUCACAUCCCAUAGGUCAGCACAUUUUGCCAAUAUCGGUACAAAAAAUGCCACCUGUCCCUUCGCAUCCGACAAUAAUCAGCAAGGUGGUGACGGUCACACCACAGCAGGCUCAGCAAUCCACAAUGCCGCCUCACAGUCCGGGUGGUUUACAAAAUCAACAGAACUCACCAAAAUCUGCAGCGGUUUAUUCUCCGCCACCUCCGCCAUCUCCCAGCUCGAGGCACUCUCCACAAAUUAUACAGCAAAUGGGUAAUAUUUCGGUGCAGCAACAACAACAGCAGAGUGUCCAAGCACAAAUACAAAUGAUACAACAACAAAGGCAACAACAGCAACAUCACCAACAACAGCGACAACAAAUGCAUCAGCACAUAAUGCAAAUGCAGCAUCAACAAAUGUUCCAUCAACAACAGCAACAACAAAAAAUGCAGCAGCAACAGCAACAACAAUAUGUUGCCAAUCAACAGCAACAACGCGGGCCAAUGAAUUCGCCUCAACAACUGAUGCCGCCGCAGCAACAUCAGCAUCUCCAACACACCCAGGCUCCACAGCAGCCAACAAUGCAUCAGUUGCAACCACAUCAAAUAAAGUCCCAAUAUCAGCAGCUACAUCCAUCGUCUGCAUCACCCCAGUCGCCGCAUUCUUCAUCCAGCAGUACGCAGCCAACGGGACAUGCAAGCAAUCAACAGCCGCAGCAAAAUGUUAUACAAACACCAACAACACCGCAACGAUUUUUGGUGCAGCAACAUGUUGUGGGGAUUCCCCAUUUGCAGACGCCGCAAUCGCAGCAACAACAGAAUAUUGCCAUGCAACAACAGCAAAGAUCUUCACCCACCAUGCAGCAGCAACACCAACAAUCCAAUGUUGUGUUUGGAAAAUCGCCACAGCAACUGCAUUUGCAGUCCUUGCAACAGUCUCCCAGUAUGGCAGGACAACAACGUUCACCAGUUCCAACUGGAGCACAACAAGAAACAUCAACUGCAACCUCUGUUGGCCUAACCGAAACAGUGUCUCGUGUUAUCGUCUCAACACCACAAACAUCAGCUCCCUCAGUUGCUGGACAAACAACAGCAGCAACGACUGGUGAUAAUAGCGGAGUCGCCGCUACUCAACCAAAACAUGUUGAAAAUGUUUCAGUAAUUAGGACUCCAACUCCCACAAAUAUUGUGGCAUCAACUGUCACGACAACGGCAGCAACAACCACAUCAACAAUUGUGGCCCCACCUACACAACAUGUUAAUAAGGAGACUACUGUCCCGGUGGUGGCGUCAUCAACAAAUAACAGUGCUACAGCGAAUAUAUCGGCUGCUGAGCCAGCUUCUUCGCUCACAAGGGCCUCGCCCAUAACAGCUUCAGCUGCCCUGACGGAAGAGAAUAUCACAAAAAUAUCACCACCCAAACACGAUGAAAUCGAACAGGACUCCAAAGAGGAUAGUGAUUAUUGGUCAGCCAAGGAAUUGAAUGUGGUGGAGCCUAACAGUGGUGGAGGUGCCACAACUACCAGCAGUUUGGCUGCCAGCAGCGUUAUCAAGAAGAAUGAUAAUGCAAUGGCGACCUCAACCUCUGUGGCAACACCUUCAACAAAUACGCUUCCAAUCAACACUAACCCAAGCAAACAGCAACAACAACAGCAAAACGCUGCUGCAACAACAAUUGAAGAUGCAAAGGCAGCAGCUAAGUAUCCUCAAACUCAGCCCACAAAAUCUACCACAGAUGUGUCACAUGCCAAAACUAAUUCAGGGGACACAAUUAGCACUGUGCCAGAACCUGUGGCUCAGACACAGCCACCUACAUCAACGGCGUCUUACAAUGUGAAUCCAGCGAAUUCCUCAUCGGCAACUACGGUUAACACCGAUCAUGACACAGAGGAUGAAACGGAGACACAACAAAUGCCAGCAUUUGAACAGAUCUCGGUACAAGGUAGACCCAAUACUCGGGGUACCGGAGCUAAACGUGGUCGCCAGCCAAGAGGUGGCAAAAAGGCAGCAGCUGUUAUACCAAAUGCUCCACCUGCCGUUGCUGCGAAUCAGUUGCAAGAUAUUGCACCACCAUCUGGCAAUGCAGCAGGAGUUCAAACACGUUUGAGAAAACCCAAUGCUGCAACACCAGCAACAAGAGGUCGCAAAGGUAGGCCACCAAGGAAUUUGCUAUUACAGCAACAGCAGCAACAACAACAAGAGUUGCAAACUCCCUCGACGGUACCAUCUACAAAUGUGGCAGGUACCACUGGUGCUUCCUCUUCAGUAACUGGGCCAUCGGUAUUAACGGCAGCCGAAAAGAAGGCAAGAAGUCAAGCUGCAUCAGCAGCAGCAACAUUGGCUUCACUUUCAGAGGUUCAUCAUCACAAUAAAAGCGAUGUUUAUGAAUUCCAUGACGAUUCUGGUGAAGAAAGUGGCAAAUCAGGCAGCGGAUCAGCGGCACCAUCAAGCUCUUCAGUGGCUAGCAGCAUAGUAAGCGGUGUUGACAAUCGGCCGCGUUUGAUUUUAACCAUAAAAAGUCCACAUAACCCCACGCCCGUGGUCAAGACCAGCGAGAAAAUUGCCAAUGAGCAACAGCCAACGCCAACAGCAACAGUGGCGGCUCCAUUGAGCGAAACAUCUGCAACGCAACAACAACAACCACAACAGCAAUCAGAAAUCCAAUCUUCGGCACCAACAAGCGGAGCAAACUCCGCACAAUCCGAAGGCGAUUUGAAUUCUCUUGCUAAUACCAGAAAAUCUCGUAGAUUGCUUGAAAAAGAUCGCAGUACCAUUGAUGAUAUUAUUGAAGAUGUGGUGCGAAAUACCGCUGUGCCACCUGGUGCUGGACAACAAGUAUCGGCAACAACAGCAAUGUCCACAAAUAAUCCACAGCCCAUACCACUUCAGGCUGCAAAUGUGAUUUCCAAUGCCUUGCCAAAGGGUGCCCAAACACCGCCGCGAAGAUCGGGUCGCACCUCUGCUGCCACUCAGCCCAAAUCUAAGACUGGAAUUGUUGGCGAAUCAGCGGCAGCAGCAGCUGUUGGUAUAGUUACUACAACUCCCAAUGCCAUUGGUCGACCAAGAAAAUCCAAAGAUCGUAAAAGCAUUAAUGAAAUGGAUAGCGAACAGUCGAUUGCUUCACCACAGCCGCCAUCUAAGGGAAGUGGUGUGGUACAUGAAAUUGUAGAUUUGGAUGAUACACCAGAAAAUCCUUUAAAAUCUGGCACGCAAUCGUUGGAGGAUAAGCAACAGCCACCUACUAGCGCAGUUGGUGGAUCGGUUGUACAACCACCGGCGACAUCAUCCACCGUGCCAGUGUCCGCAGCAGCACCACAACAAUCAAACACCAAUAUUUCUGCACCGCAGUCAGUUACCUCCUCCAUCAGCUCCACCAUACCACAACAUCCCAAAAAGAAGGCUUUGGCCGCUGCCGAAAUUGAGUCGUAUCAGAACCAAGGCACAGUGAAUACUUCAAAUAUUCAUUCAGCUCUACCAUCGUGUGGUGGUGUUCCAAUGCUAAAUACCGCUGCACCUGCCUCGCAAAAGACAACCGGUGGUGCUGCAGCCGAUUCGGUUAAUAAACCCGUUAUAGACACAAACACUGCUGGCAUUGUGUCCGGGCAGCAAAUGCAGCAGGCUAAGGCUGGUAAUUUGCCGUCGGCCACUGCUGCUGCUCAACCACAGCGUCCACCGCUGGACCCCAAGAAAAUGAUGCAGGCUGCGGUAGCCGCAGCUGCCGCCGUAUCUGAGAGUAGUGUAAUGGGCAACAAACCGUUGUCCUCGACACCAUCCACCACAAUGUCUCAGGCAUCAGUGGCGACACCAAUAACUGCUCUUACCAAACCGGUGCAAGCUGAAACUGCCACAGCAGCUGCUGCGGCAGCAUCAUCGGUGACUACUGCCCUGCUCAAUAAGUCUUCGGUGAGCGUUGUCGUCAAGACUUCGACAGUUCCAUCAAGUCCGGCAACAGCGACACACAUUACCAGUCAACAGGUGGUAGCUCAGACCCACCAGCAACAAACCAGACCGGCUGACAUAUCAACUCCAACGAAGCAACCGAUCAUUAUGCAGCAGCAAACACCGCUGGUGAUGCAUGCUCAGCACACAAGUGUGAGGCCGCCAACGAGUCUAAAGGCGCAUGUGUUGAAUAGUCAAAAAUUACAACAACAGCAGCAACAACUGCAAAUGUCAGCUUCGGUUGGGGGACAACAACAGCAGCAGCAGCAGCAACAACAACAACAGCAUCACCAUCAGCAGUUGCACGCUCCGCAAACACCCUCCAAGCAACAGCAAACGCAUCAUCUGGUCCAUCAACAAUCUGGAACGGUGGUACAACAACCACCUCCUCCUCCUACUGGCCAUGUAAUACAACAAUCAAAUAUUGUACAACGUCAAACCCCACCACAGGCCCAAAUGGGUCCAAUCAAACAACAGCUGUUGGUGAAUAUACCACCACCAACAACUCAACACUCACCACAUGCAACGGCCGCCAGUAAUUUGAAUUCACCAAGGAUGCAACAUCAACCACAGGUCACGAUGCCACAGCAGCCAGGCCAUCAGCAAUCAAUCAUCAUGAAACAAGGUGACGAGUUGCAUCCAUCGCAAAUUUUACAUGUGGUUAGUUCCAAAGCAACGCCUCCAACACCAAACAAAAGUGCUGCUGCUACCGGUGGUAUGGUGCCUUCUGCGGUUGCCACAUCAGCGGCCGCUGCAGCAGCCUCUAUGCAUCUAAUGCAACAGGCAGCAGUGGCGGUUGUAAAGCCAUUCAAUCCGUAUUUGCAACAAAACCAAACUUCUUCAGUUCAACAACAUCUUCCAACUGCUCACCAGCAAAUCUUGGCUGGCCAACAGAAAACAAAUACCUCAGCAUCAUCUUUGCCACUGGGACUAAUGGGUCUCGCCCAACAUUCUGCCAUGGUGAUACAAACCAAGACAUCUGCACCGCCAACACAAGCACCAUCAUCAUCGUCAACUGUAGCGACUCCAACGUCUGCAGCCCUCAGUCAUAUGCAGCAUACGGCCCAGCAUACUCCAUCGCCACCCUUACAGCAAGUUCCACAUUUGUCCAAAGCUCCGCCAACAAAUCCAAUGCUUCAUAGUUUACAAAGUCAAAGUGUUGCACGUGGUGUUCUCAGUGCCGUUGGUUCUCCACCACCCCAACAACAACAGCAACAGGCCGGAGGAAAGCCAUCCCCUCAGUCGACAUCAACAAUAACAGCAAAUGUUGUUGGUGGUGGCGCCAAUUUGCGUACGUCAGUGCCAACGAUUAGUCCACAAAGUCAAGCUCGCAUGGGAACCAUAUUGAUGCCUGGUGGCAUACAAGUGCCACCACACUUUGAAACAAAUCUGAAUGAUGCAACAUUCCCUGGUGGACCAAUACGUGCAGUUCCCACGCGGGAACAUUUGAUGAUAUACCAACAAAUAUUGCGCCAGCAUGAUGCUUUGAAUCCGCCCGCUUUGCGUGAAUAUGAUGAACAAUUGUUGGGCACCAGUCCACCAUUGGAAUUGAGAAGACCUAGCAGUGUACCACGGACAGUGGCUGUACCACACAGUCUACAAAGUCCUCAGGAUAGAGCAACUGAUUCACCCCAAGUGGCUCAAGUUUAUGUCCAUAAUGCACGUCUACCCGCCCAUGCACAUUACGAUGUAGCUGGUCGUCCCACUACAACUGGGGCUCCAGGUGGGCCACCAUCUGCAUAUUAUGAUCCUGCAAGGCAAUUGAAUUUGGAACCUCCACCUGCCCAUCGAUCAGCAACGGCUCAUAGUGUGGUGGCACCACCACCAACUGUAGUUGUACCCCACCCAUCGGCGGGCAGUAGUAGUCCAUUUAUGCCCUCCGCUCCGCCCGCAACGAAUGUACCACUAACUGCUGGUGGAACUUCAGCUGCACUACAUCACUCCAAACAAUUAAUGGAACGUGAAAGGGAACAACGCGACCGAGAGAGGGAACAACAGCUGUUGCGUGAAAAAGAACAAAUUCUCGUUAGGACAGGUGAUGCCCAUAAUAUGCAAGUGACAGCUGCAUCCUCAUCAUCGACACAUCAACUACCCCCACAUCCAGCCGUGGCACAUGGCCAAGUUCCACCACCACCUCAAGCAGAUUCACUGCUGACAUUGCUUCAACGGUAUCCAGUUAUGUGGCAAGGUUUGCUGGCCUUGAAAACCGAUCAAGCUGCAGUCCAAAUGCAUUUUGUCUUUGGAAAUCCGCAUGUUGCACGUGCCUCGUUGCCGUGCAACAGCGAUGGCAGUACACCACCAUUGCGUAUAGCACAGCGUAUGCGUUUGGAACAGACACAACUGGAGGGAGUUGCCAAGAAAAUGCAGUUUGAAAAUGAACAUUGUAUGCUGUUGGCGUUGCCCUGUGGCCGUGAUCAUGCCGAUGUCUUGCAACAAUCUCGCAACCUACAAUCUGGAUUUAUAACCUAUUUGCAACAGAAAAUGGCUGCCGGAAUUGUGAAUAUACCAAUGCCGGGAAGCGAACAGGCAGCCUAUGUGGUACACAUAUUCCCCUCAUGUGAUUUUGCCAAUGAAAAUCUAGAGAAGGCAGCACCAGAUCUAAAGAAUCGUGUAGCUGAUAUCGCUCAUCUGUUGAUAGUUAUAGCUACCGUCUAAAUACACCACACAAAACGUCCACAAAAAUACAAACUAACUAAACUGAUUAAGAAAUGGCAGGAAUAAUAUUACUUUAUUUCCUGCCACACUCUAAAAUACCAAAAUCGUGAUUAUGAUGAUGAUGUUGGAUAAUAAAACUACUAUUACUACUAAUAAUAACAAUGAAAAAUGAUGAUGAUGAUCAAACCAAAUUUUAACGUAAAAAAGCAAAGUUAUUUUAAAACAACAAAUAGUGUGAUUUCAUGCUAUUAGUGAUUGUAAUAUUUAUAACAUAUAAACAAAAAACAAACAGAAGCAACAAACAAAAUAAGAAUAUGAAAAACUACAAAUUUUUAACACAGAAAAUAUAUAAAUGAAAAGAAAACGUAAGAAAUACAAAUUCACCAGACUCUAGUUAGCGAUGAAACUAAAAACAAAACAAGAAGAAAAAAAAAAACGGUUAAGAUAAAUAUCUUAAAACACAACACAAAAACAAAAAAAUGUAUAAAGAAAAAAAAAAACAAAACACGAAAAGAUAAUAAUAUUUAAACAGUUCCCCCUCCCUUCUUUUCACCCUCUUGUACUAUACAAUAUGAACUAUAUAUAUACAAAUGCUAAUAUAAUAAUAUUUAUAAAAAAAAAUAAUAAUAAUACUGGAUCCUAAGUGUUUCUUUUAAUUAUAAAUAACUUAUAUAAUUUUUUUUUGUAAGGUUUUCAAACACACAACAAUAUAUAUAAAUAAUAAACUUUUUGUAUAGGAAACAAAAAUACAAACAAACAGCUGUUAUAAGUUGAUGUUGAAUUUGUUUUUGUGAAAAAGAAGAAGGAAAGAAAUAGAAGCAAAGAAAUAAGCAUAAUAUUAAAUUAUUAAGAUUUUUGUUUUAUUUAAUUAUUUUUUUAAUGUUAAUCAUAUAUAAACUUUUGCUCUAAUAAUGAAAGUAUAGACUAUAGUUUGAUAUAUUACGUAUUUUUUUAAUUUUUAUUAUUUUUUAUAAUUUACCGUUAUUUUUACGUAAUUAGUUUAUUUUCUAAUUUUAAUAAUAUAUUAUAAUAAGGUAAUAAAAACAGUUAAACAAAAUACAAACAAAAACAAUUACAUACAUUAAUUUAUUAUUAUUAUUUUUUGAUCUCAAUGACGACGACAACAUAUGAAAAAAAGUAAAAUUCAAAAUAAAAUAAAAAAACAAAAAAUAUUAUAUAUUGUAACUCCUGUCCGUAUAACCUAACAUGUUAAUAAAAAUAACCCAAAUGUUUGUGUCUAUGUUAAAUGUAUUCUGAAAUCAAGUCCCAAAGUGAAAUGAAAAUGUUUAAGUGUUUUUUGAAAUCUUUAUUUUAUUUUUGUUUUAAAUGUUUUUUUUUUUUGACGAGUGUGUUUAAAUGUUAUUUAAAGUUCAAUUUUAAUUUUGCAUUGUUAUUGUAUAUGUUUUAUAGAAUUUUCCAUAUUUUUCCGCCUGAGAAGCUUUUAAUUUUAAGUUUUUAGAAUUUUUUAUUAAAAAUGGAAAAUUUCUAUAUACCAUAUUUAUGUAUUGCCGCAAUACAUUUGGGAGGAGGAAAGCCUUUACUUUAUUUUUUGUUUUUCAAAAUGGUGAUGGCAGUUACACUUUACCCCGAAAAGGAUCAAUUAUUAACUCAAGAAUGAGACAUGCUAUAAAAGAACGAAGGGAUAUAGAAAAGGGAAACUUCCACUUUUUCUGUAGAUUCUUCAUUGGUGUGAAUUUUAAAAUCAGUUUUUCUCAACUUCCUUGAAAAUAGUCUUUUUCCAGGGCCGAAACAAAAAAUAAAUUCAAUGCUUUCAAGAAAACAAAUGUAAAUACGUUUUAUAUUUAGAUCACACAGACACUGCCACACUCAAACAAAUUUAAAAAUAAGAAUAAAAGGAAAAUAAAAUCUUCUUCAAUUGCAACCCAACGCAGCAGCAUCAUCGUUUCCAUUGUAAUGGAUCGAAUAUCUAUCCGGUUCGGUGCUUUUGGAACAUUUUAUUUCCCUUGUUUUCUCCAACUUUUAUAAUUUAUUUAUUUUUUGUAAUUAAAAUAUUUUAAACUGAUUUUAAAAUUAAGAUUUAAUUUUAAACUAAGUUAAUAACAUAUUGCCUGUGAUGCCCUUCGGGAGUAACAAAGAAAAAACUAUUUAUAUUCGUUCAAUUUUAAAUGAGUAUAAUCUGCACAUAAGACAUCCAUCACAUUUACAAAUAUUCUUUUGACCUUGAAUUUUCCCCAUGGACGAAUCAUUUUCCCACAGAAGCGAACAUUUUAAAUAUACAUUUUCUUAAUCAAAACAUUUUAUGAACUGAAUUCCAAGAUUUGUUUCAAAGUAAAAAAUUGAAGAGAAUAUAAAGUUACUUUUCAUUCUCAUAUUCCCAAUGAUCAGUGAGAAUUCUCCAUUUCCUUGGAAAAAUAACAUCAUUCCCCUUAGAAAAACUUGAGAGAUGGAAAGAAAUGUUAGCUUAGUAAGGUAGAGCUACCAGCUGAUUACAAUUUUUUUCUAAGUGUGCCCGACUUUUUCCAAUUUUCAAAACAAAUGAUUGGAAGACACGUACAUUGCGGCUCGCGCAUUAAAGCUAUUAACCAGUUUAGCCAUGAAAUUGAAAGAUUUAGCAGUUUGGGUCGUAAUUUUGAGAGAAAAUCCAAGCAUUUCACUCGUUUUCCGCAAUAUUUAACUCAUUUUAAAAAUGAGGAAAAAUGUGAAAAAAUUGUACCUUGGCAUUAGCCUUAAACAAACAGAAAACCCUCUCAAUUCAUCAAAAUUUUUCAACUAUCGAAAAAUUCGAAAUCCUUUCAAAUACUGAAAAUGAAAUGAAAUUAUGUACUUUAGGUGUUAGCUCCGAGAUAUCACAGUCAAUAUGUUAAAUAUUAAUUACACAAAUUGAACGUUUUAUUUAACAUUUAACACACAAAGCAAAUUUAAUUUUCACUUAAAUAUUUUCAAAUGUCACUGCUACUUUUCGACAAACUCAAACAAUCAAUGUUUUGUUGAGCUUACAAUAGUUUUUUUUUCAAUUCAAAAUAUAUAAAUACAUAGAAAACAUAAAAUCCUGUGUAACAUAAAAACUACUUUUCAGGAAAACUAUUUUCCUAAAUACCCUACCCCCAAUGUAUAUAAAUCAAAACGAAAAAAAAUACUACUACUAGGUCCUAUAAAAAUGAACAAUUCUAAAAAUAAAUAUAAAAAAAACUUUGUACAGUA
Molecule: messenger RNA, 20876 nt
Organism: Musca domestica (house fly)
Lineage: Eukaryota; Metazoa; Arthropoda; Insecta; Diptera; Muscidae
Product: protein split ends-like
Biological process (GO): regulation of alternative mRNA splicing, via spliceosome
Cellular component (GO): nucleus
Molecular function (GO): mRNA binding
Source: RefSeq, a predicted model, not a curated record